AUGAAUCAAACAAAACAUAAUAAUGAUCAAUUAUCUACAUUACUUUCUAUUGAUACUCUACAAGAAAUAGUACGUAAUUAUAAAUGUAAUGAAGAAUAUAUACAUGAAUUAAUACAUUAUACACGUUAUAAACGUAAAAAAGCUGAAUAUAUUUUACAUGAAAUUUAUCAAACAUUACAAAAAUAUGAUAAACAAAAUACAACUUCUUUAAAUAUUAAUUCAAAAUCGAAAUUAAAAAAAUCAAUAGAAUUUUUUAUUUAUUUAGAUGAUAAAAAAAUUAAUAAUGAUAAUUAUAUUCAUCAACAACAUAAUAAAAAUCAAUCUUCAUUUAAUAAAACAAUAUUAAAAGAACAAGAAAAAAAAUCUAUAUUAUCUAUUCAUAAUCAAUCAAUUCAUUCAAAUCAUUCUAUUGUUAAUAAUAAUACUCAUCGAGUACGAUUUAAUAUUCCAGAAAAUAAGAAUAAUAAUCAUACAGACAAUUCUAUUUCGUCUUAUCAACAAAAAAAAUCAACUAAUAUCAAUGAUAAAUUAUCUGAAUUAGCACAUCGAUGUGAAGAUCUUCUUUCAUGUUUACAUAUUCAUCGUAAACAACUAAUCGUACUUGAAAAUCCAAAAUAUUAUUCCAAACAAACAUCAUUGUAUCCUCAAUAUAAUCAAUCUAUAAAUGUUCAACAAUUUCACAAACAUUUUCAUCCAGAAUUAAUUACACAUUCACGUCAACAUAUAAAUCUCUUACAUAAAGAAAAUAAGUAUAAUGUUGAAAACGAUCAUAAAUGUCAACAAUUACUUCCAUUUUCUUAUUCUAAUCUAAUCUCUUAUCAUACUAAUCAAUCGAAUUCUAUUCGAUUACCAUUGAAAUGCAAAGAUAAAAUCAAACAAACAUCAAUGAAAACAUCUGAACAAUCUUCAAAAGUCAAUGAUCGAUUACGAUCAGGAUUAAUCAAUGAAAUACAACAAAGAAAUUUUUUAAGAGCUAAAAUUUUUCAAAUACGUCUUCGACAAAAUGCUUUAUUACAUGAGUCGAACAAAUAUCAAUGA
Rotaria sp. Silwood1 is the source of this 1038-nucleotide messenger RNA. The record is from the annotation of a GenBank genome assembly. Lineage: Eukaryota; Metazoa; Rotifera; Eurotatoria; Philodinida; Philodinidae.